This is a messenger RNA of Brassica oleracea var. oleracea, 1120 nucleotides long. RefSeq names its product protein ATAF2-like. The record is from RefSeq and is a predicted model, not a curated record. Bases 106 to 951 code for a protein of 281 amino acids. The transcript is spliced from 3 exons. Gene Ontology annotation, molecular function: DNA binding. Lineage: Eukaryota; Viridiplantae; Streptophyta; Magnoliopsida; Brassicales; Brassicaceae. Gene Ontology annotation, biological process: regulation of DNA-templated transcription.
GCCUCCCACUCAUCUCCUCGAUUCCAACCUUCACCAGACGAUUACGAACCCAGAUACUCGAAGAACGCAACGAGAGAAAAAAAAAAAGAAAGAAACUUUUGGAGAAUGAAAGCAGAGCUGAACUUACCAGCAGGAUUCCGAUUCCACCCCACAGACGAAGAGCUAGUGAGAUUCUACCUGAUCCGUAAAUGCGCGUCGGAGCAGAUCUCAGCUCCGGUCAUCGCCGAAAUCGACCUCUACAAGUUCAAUCCUUGGGAGCUUCCAGAGAUGUCUCUGUACGGAGAUAAAGAGUGGUACUUUUUCUCGCCACGAGACCGGAAAUACCCAAACGGCUCGCGUCCUAACCGGGCGGCAGGAGCCGGUUAUUGGAAAGCCACCGGAGCUGAUAAACCGAUCGGUAAACCGAAGACGUUGGGGAUAAAGAAAGCUCUCGUGUUCUACGCUGGGAAAGCUCCCAAAGGGAUUAAAACGAAUUGGAUUAUGCAUGAGUAUCGCCUCGCUAAUGUUGAUAGAUCGGCUUCUGUUAGCAAAAAGAACAACCUACGACUUGAUGAUUGGGUGUUAUGCCGAAUCUACAAUAAGAAAGGAACCAUGGAGAAGUACUACCCUGCUGAUGAGAAACCGAGGACCAUGACGGAUCAGUCAUCAUCGUCGCCUUUUGAUACAUCGGUGUCGACAUUGCAAGAGGAGGAUUCGAGCAGCUCGGGGGGUCACGGUCAUGUGGUAUCACCUGAUGCUAAGGAAGUUCAGAGCGAGCCUAAAUGGAGAGAGCUUGAGGAUGCUUUGGAGGCUUUUGAUUCUUCCAUGUUUGGUGGUUGCUCCAUGGAUAUGUUGCAGAGCGAUGCUUAUAUACCUCAGUUCAUGCAUCAGCCUACCGAUUGUUUCACAACCUUACAGGAUCCGUUUGAGCAGAAACCGUUUUUGAACUGGAGUUUUGCUCCACAGGGGUGAAAAGGAAGAGAUGUUGGUGUUGUGAUGUGGUAGAGAGAAGUUCUCAAUCAUUUGUUUCUUAGUAGUAAAAAAAGAUUGUAUAGUGUUGAUAGUUCUUAGCAUCAAUGUCUCAUUGAUAGGCAAAUUCUUGUAAUUUCAUUAUAUGAAAAUAUACACAUUCUUCAGGAUA